Molecule: messenger RNA, 4986 nt
Organism: Lepisosteus oculatus (spotted gar)
Lineage: Eukaryota; Metazoa; Chordata; Actinopteri; Semionotiformes; Lepisosteidae
Gene: ikzf1
Product: IKAROS family zinc finger 1 (Ikaros)
Biological process (GO): regulation of transcription by RNA polymerase II
Cellular component (GO): nucleus
Molecular function (GO): DNA-binding transcription activator activity, RNA polymerase II-specific; RNA polymerase II cis-regulatory region sequence-specific DNA binding
Source: RefSeq, a predicted model, not a curated record
GGCACGACACAAAGCAUGUGCCAAGGGCUGCUGCUUCGAUUCUCUGAAGAAACCCGGGCUCUGGAUAAAAGCUUGCAAAAUGCCUAGUACGAGUGCAGAAACUCAGCAAUGUUAGGUUGGAACGAGGAAGUGGAGUGGAGAGGGGAGGGACCGAGGGCAGAGUUCCAUAGUGCAGCCGCUGCGCUGAGAACAGCGGCACAUGGAGUGGGGGAGAGUUGGAAGAGCUUCAUAUUGCAAACUCAAGGAAUAGCAGAAUACCUGCAAAGAAUGGAGACAGAGGAGGCUCAAGACAUGUCCCAUGUUUCAGGCAGGGAAAGUCCUCCUGCAAAUGAUACAUCUGAAGAGACAGAAGAGCCCAUGCCUGUCCCAGAAGACCUUUCAGCUACCUCUGGGCAGCAGCAGAACACCAAGAACGACAAAGUAUUAGCCAGUAAUAUUAAAGUAGAAAAUCAGAGUGAUGAAGAGAAUGGGCGUGCCUGUGAGAUGAAUGGGGAAGAAUGUGCGGAGGAUUUGCGAGUGCUUGAUGCCUCUGGAGUGAAACUGAAUGGCUCCCACUCUGGCCAAGACGGCAAGGCCUACUCCUCAGUCGGUGGCAUUCGUCUCCCCAACGGGAAGCUAAAGUGUGAUAUCUGUGGAAUAGUUUGCAUCGGCCCCAAUGUGCUAAUGGUUCACAAACGAAGCCAUACCGGGGAACGGCCAUUUCAGUGCAAUCAGUGUGGGGCCUCCUUCACACAAAAGGGCAACCUGCUUCGCCACAUAAAGUUGCAUUCUGGCGAAAAGCCCUUCAAAUGCCAUUUGUGCAACUAUGCCUGUCGCAGAAGAGAUGCUCUUACUGGCCACUUGCGUACUCACUCUGUUGGAAAACCUCACAAAUGUGCUUAUUGUGGGCGGAGCUACAAACAACGCAGCUCAUUGGAAGAACACAAGGAGCGUUGUCAUAAUUACUUGCAGUGCAUGGGGCUUCAAAACACCAUCUACUCAGUAGUAAAGGAAGAAAGCAACCAGAAUGAGAUGAGUGAAGACUUAAGCAAGAUGGGAUCAGACAGAGCCUUGGUCCUAGACAGACUAGCUAAUAAUGUAGCCAAACGUAAGAGUUCUAUGCCUCAGAAGUUUGUGGGAGAGAAGAGACUGUCAGACCUCUCCUUUGAUGGAAACUCCAACAGCUUUGAGAAGGAGAGCGAAAUGAUGCAGCCACAUGUAAUGGACCAAGCCAUCAAUAGUGCCAUCAGUUACCUGGGGGCUGAGUCCCUGCGCCCACUGGUGCAGACUCCUCCCUCCUCAUCUGAUGUAGUCAUGAGCCCCAUAUAUUCCCUACACAAGCCUCUCAGCGACUCGCAUGGCCGCAACAAUGGCCACAGCAUAUCGGCACAGGACAGCGCUGCUGAGAACCUGCUGCUCCUCUCUAAGGCCAAGUCUGCUUCCACGGAGAGGGAUGCAUCUCCUAGCAACAGCUGCCACGAUUCUACUGACACCGAGAGCAACAAUGAGGAGCGGGCUGGGGGAGGGAGCGGCCUCAUCUACCUGACCAACCACAUUGCACCACAAGCCCGCAAUGGGGGGAUCACUUCGGUCAAGGAGGAGCAGCGGCAGUACGAUGCCAUGCGGGUAGCAGGAGUGGAGCUGCCGUCUGACGGCUUCAAGGUCAUCACCACCGAUGGGGAGCAGGUGAAGGUGUAUCGCUGUGAACCCUGUCGCGUGCUCUUCCUUGACCACGUCAUGUACACAAUCCACAUGGGCUGCCAUGGAUUCCGUGACCCGUUUGAGUGCAACCUGUGUGGCUUCCGUAGCCAGGACAAAUAUGAGUUCUCUUCCCACAUAACCAGAGGGGAGCACCGCUACUAAGCUGCCUUUAAUCACAUCCUGAGGGACUUACAGUUGUACACAGUUAAGUAGUUUCAGAACUGCAUGCGUAGGUUUUCAAAGAGCACAUUUAUUUGAAAGAAUUGUAUUUUCUGUCAUUUAGAAAGAAAUUGAAUGCCAUUAACUUAUGUUGUAAGCACCAGUUAUGAAAACUUCUUUUUGUUUGUUUGUUGGCUUUUUUAUCAUGAAAUAGGAAUAGAUUUAUACUAAAUAAACUAAGUUUUUUUUCUCACAUGUACUUGUGUUAGCCCCAUAACAUGUAAAAGCAGAUAUUUUAUCAUUAUAAUGCCCAUGUAAGUGGCCAUUCAGAAAAUAUUCUCAAGUAAAAUAGCUUAAUUUUCAAAUAGCUACCCUAUGAAAAUAUUGAUGCUUAAAUGACUUUGUGCAUAUCCAUUUCUACAUUGUGUGUCAUUUUUUUAAAGUUAUUUUGUUCCAGUUAGAGAUUUUGAAGGAAUUUUGCUUUUGUCUGCUUUGUCUGCUUUGAAUUAUUGUCGGUGCUUUGAAUUAUUGUCGGUGAAUUAUUGAAGUUCACUGUCAGUGUAGGCCACAAAAAUGAAUACUGAUAUUUCUAGGUUAUCACAUGCCAAAUUAUAGAUUAAUACAGAGACGCUUACUUUUUCAUAAAUCCAGUGAACUAAAACAGUGUCUUUUGCAAAAAUGACAUGAGAUAUUAACUGGGAAAAGUGAUAUGUUAGCGUUAAGCAACUUUUUUCCUAUAGGAUAGAUUUUGACAUUUACAUACAGCAUACUGUAGGUUUAAUUCUUAUGCUCCUCUUGUCUUCCGUAUUUUACAUUCUUACCCAAAUUUUUUCAUGAUGAUACAAUAUUCUUAAGGCAAAGAAUGGAGGUGGUACUGUAUAUGAUUGAUGUAGCAUAAAAAAAUUAAAUACAAUAUUUUAUAAUAUUCUAGGGUAAAUUAUAGUUUGUAUAGUUUAAAUUGUGGAUUUGUUUGGAUUUUUUUUUGUUGUACACAAUUUUUGUCCUAUUCAAUCAAGGGACAGAAAUGCUCUUUGCAAUAAGAAAAAAAAUAUUUUAAAGACACAACUUUGAAAGGCAUGGAGUAUAAAAUCAAAUCUGAGGUUAGAAUUAAUUGGAAAAAAAACAAUGCUUUUAAAAUGCAUGCUUGCUUGCAUUGUGGCACUGCUGCUCAUAACACCAUCCACAGACAAGAUUGAUUUUAUUGUUAGAAACUGGCUUGUCCUGCUUUUAUUCCCAAGUAAAUUAUAGCAGACAUGUCAGCAAAGUAUUUUUUUUUAUAUGAAGAGAUGUGUCAUGAUGACAGCCAGAUUUUUAGGUACAGAUAUAGGAAAAACUAUAUUAGCCAAUAAAAGAUUGAAAUCCUUAAUAAAAGAUGGAACGUUUUUGUAAGUCAGUCUCUAUGCUUUUAUAUUAUUCUUUGUACAUUGGAGAUGUUUUACAUUAAAACACAUAACCUGUUCUAAAGUGAAGAUGAAGAUUCAAGCUAUGGAAAUGCUCUUUUUAUGCAUUUGUCACAUUAACAAUAACUUAAUGCAGUAUAAAAAUGCCAUGUAGAGGGUUCUUUGUAGACACUAAAAAUAAGAAUUAGAUGGCAACAAACAAAAAUGAAAAGUCAAAUUUACUGGUCAGAUGAACAAGAAUAAAGAUUUAGUUAGCUAUUAAAUUGUGUCUCUUAUAUAAAAACAUUUUUAUACCAGACUACUAAUAGUGACUGUAAAUUAGCCUGUAUUGUUAGCAGUAUUCUAGGCAAAAUAUAAUGUAUUUCAAAUUAAUUUACUAGCUGCUGAUUUCUGUGGACAUAUGUUCAAGAGAGUGGCUGGGAUAGUGGAGGAGGGUUUUCAACAGAAAUCCUUAUGCAACAGUUCUUAUUUUUUAAAAAAUGUUAUUUUUACAGAAAACUUAUAUUUCAUAAUCUAUUACAUGCCUGUAUUUGCUAGAUUAAUUUUUUAAAGAACCACCUAAAGAUGUAAAAAAUGUGUAUUAGAUUAAAUCAGAGAAAUGGAGUACAAAGAAGAUCACGCAGGAUUUAAGAUAUUCAAAAUAAAGGGCCAUUUUAGUUCAUUCUAGAGAAAUAAAAUGCGAGAUGACUAACGAGUGUUUCUUUCUUAGUCUCUAUUUUUUUUUAAAUCUGAAGUGGAAUGUUUCUGAUUGUCAUUGCCUCGCUUUUCAAUAAUAUUUUAAUAUAAACCCUACUGAGGCCAUAACUUCCCUUUCAGAUUUAAAAUACAUGUAACUGUGCCCCCACUUUCUAUGUGACAUUUUCAAUUCCAGGUUCCUUGUUAUUUGCAGACCUUCUGAUCAGAUAAAUGAACACAGAGAUACACAAAGCAUGGGCACAGCAUAAAAUAAAAUCAUUUGUGGUUUUUAGUUCUAAAAUACAUUCACAAAUAUAGAUGUGGAAAAUGAGGGAUGGUUUUCUUUUACAAAUGACCUGUAUUCGAAACAGGCUGCAGAUACUGUACAUCUAAAAUUUAGUCACAUCACUUGCACGAUAUAAGACAAGGCUGGCAUAAAUUUUGCAUUAGCACUGUAGGUCAGCAUUGUUGAGUUGAUUAUUAGGAUUUCAACAGGGACUCUAGAGACACAUCCAUCCUCCCAUGUACUUAGGAAUGAAAGUACCAAUUAAAUCAAAUAAGUUAGGGGCAAUCUAUGUGAGACCUCCUUUAAAGCAGAGUGAACAUUAAGGUAAAGUUAAUUUAUAAACAAAUGUUAUAUACCCAGUAAAAUAUAAUACUCUAUGUUAAUAUUAUAAUGUUGCAAAGGGCAAAAAGACACCCAAGAUGUUUUAUCAAACAUUUUAUUAUUAUUUAUGCUUAUUAGACAACUAGGUAUUUUUGGAUACGUGUUUUAUUUAUUGUUAUGAACUUCAUCCUUGCAUAUUCCUUUUUUAAAUAUGUUAUACUGUAUUUUUGCUAUGGUGUGUGCAUUCCUUUAGCUAUGACCUCAAAUUAAGUGAGUAUGAAGCAAAUGAAAUAGGUGAAUGUGUGAAACUUAGUGAAAUAGCAGAAGAAAGUUUUGGGAUUAUUUUAUUACUUUACACUGGAGAGUUCUUUUCCUGUUUGAACAGAUGGGUUGUAUAUUUGAAUUGUUUUUUUGGACUGAAUAUAAUUUGCUUCCACACUGUCUAAUAAAAGAUUUUUUAUAUAA